UUAUCAGUUUCGUUUUGCCUUUCGCAUUCGCUGAAAGACUUUCCCACUCGAGAAGAUGGAAAUUCGGUGAAAGAUUUCAGUAGAAACAGUUGUCGUUCAGCCUCCAAGUGGUCUGAAGGUGUACACAACAUCGGCGACCUUGGGUACACCUCUUAGCCGGUCCAAGCUCUCCAACUUUGAUGUGUGUAGCAUGUAUGAUGCCAGUUGAAGCGCACACUGGGUCAACAGUUUAUUGUGGCACUAAUUAGAAAAUAUAUAGAGAUAAGCCUUGAUGGCUGAAAUUGUCUGUUGGGGAAGGUGUUGGUAGAAUCCUUGCGGGCCAUGUCCAGGCGUUAAGUGUUCAGUGCGAUUGAUAGUGGGAUACAUGUUGAAAGGACUCUGUUUCAGUCCGUAGUAUCUUGUAUCUGAAGUGAACGGGCAAGAAGAAGAUAGUGUUGUGCAAGUGAUUUGGGUUUAAGUUGUUUCGUGAGAUAGUUGCACUGAAGAGUGUGCAACUGUAAGAUGUGCAUGCAACGAUGCAUAGUGAGAUUUAGAGCUUCGAUAGUGUUUGGAUGCAGAGUGGACUUCGAUUAAGUGCGUCAAGUCUUUUCAGACAAGGUUCCUGGUUUGAUAAAUCCCCAGAAACUUGAACUCUUCCCAACAGCAGUAUUCCGGGGCUAUAAAAGUUGCUGUCGCCUACGUAGUGUUUUGAGUAAUUAGAAAUUGUAAAAAAAUCACAAAAACAGCUUAUUCAGGCGACCGUUAUAAUAGCGAUGGUCUAAUAUUGAUACUUCAAGAUAUCAACUUUAUAGCCGAGCACUUUUAUGUCAUCAAUUUGAUAAAAGUAAAGAUCUGAGCUGAAUUCCCUACUGGAGCGGUGCUGCUUCCAUUGCUGGUUGGCCUUUCUCUUAGCAGAGUAGCUCCUUGUGGAGGCAGAAGAUUUAACGCUACAAUGACUACAACGAUAACGACAACAAGCACGUCUGCUGAACCAACACCAGAUCCUUUGUAUCAACGGGAGCUCGAGUGUGUGCAAAAGUUAAAUGGGAGUACAUCAACUUUAGAGGCUGGCACAUAUUGUCCGGGCACGUGGGAUGGAUGGACCUGUUGGCCAGACACUCUGGCCGGCACUUCCGAAUACGCACCUUGUCCGGAUUUCGUGACCGGAUUCGACCCAGCUCGAUACGCGCACAAGGAGUGCAUGACGAAUGGAGAAUGGUUUCGGCAUCCGCUCACCAACAAGACCUGGUCAAAUUACACGACCUGCGUAAAUUUGGACGACUUGGAGUGGAGGCAGAAAGUAAACUUAAUCUACGAAACAGGCUAUUGUAUAUCGCUUAUUGCUAUCUUGCUGUCCUUAGCCAUUCUAGGAUAUUUCAGGUCACUUAAAUGUGCAAGGAUUACGCUGCACAUGAACUUAUUCGCAUCGUUCGCUGCCAACAACUCGUUAUGGCUCCUGUGGUAUAAAGUCAUGAGUGAUCCGGAAGUUACGAAUGAGCCAGGCUGUGUGGCACUGCAUAUAAUUCUGCACUACUUCCUUCUCACGAACUACGCGUGGAUGCUAUGCGAAGGAUUCUAUUUGCAUACGGUCCUGGUGUCAGCAUUCAUUUCCGAACAGAAACUGGUGAAGUGGCUGAUUGGUUUCGGCUGGAGUUCGCCGGCUAUUGUAAUCCUGACGUAUGCGUUGUCGAGAGGAUUGGACAGCAGCCAAGGCGCUACAAUGCAAUGCUGGAUGAACGAUAGUCCUUAUAUGACCAUUUUGAUUGUGCCUGUAUGUACUUCGAUGCUCUUAAACUUACUGUUCCUCUGCAACAUUGUACGAGUAUUGCUGUUGAAGUUGAAAGCACCGGCCGGACCGCAAGGAACUGGUCCUUCGCGAACAAUUGUUCAGGCUGUGAGAGCAACUCUCCUCCUAGUUCCACUACUCGGUUUACAAUACAUCCUCACACCAUUCCGACCAGAGCCCGGUCAUCCUUGGGAACAUGCCUACGAAGUCCUGUCAGCAUUUACAGCCUCAUUCCAGGGUCUAUGCGUAGCCACACUAUUUUGCUUUUGCAAUGGCGAAGUAAUCGCCCAAGUCAAAAGAAAAUGGAGGACUGUUUUUCUUAGCCAUCGACCAAGGUCUAAUUCGUAUACAGCGACGCAGGUUUCGCCGCUACGUUUACAGUUCGUACGAUGUGGUCCGCCUGUUCCUGGCGAGGAGAAAGUGUGACUAAAGGAAAAUCCAACAUCAGCAAGACGCAACUCCAGCAUAGUAUCAUCUUCUAGGAGCAGUUCCAAGACUGGUAGCGGUUUAGGUGCAAGAAUGUUACGUCGUAAAACCAUCGAUAACUCAAGAAUCCGUCAACCUCUCAUGGAGGAGGUAGCAUUAACUGAAUCCAGUACUUCGCCCAAAAACACUAACGCAGUAGGCGUUGAUCGUCCUUUGGCAAGUGCAACAAGUAGCAUAAAGAAUGGUGUCACAGUUACUACGACAACUACAUCCAACGACUUUGAAUCUAAUUUAGUGGCUGAUGAAGCUUUAUAGAAAGUUCCAGAUUAGGAAUAGAUGAAUAUAAUACGAUAAAUUAAUUUUUUCAAGCGCUGUCCCAGUUUUAGAUGAAAGGCCACCCCAAUUUCCGGCCGUCUAUUCACCCCAAGUUUCACAGGCUGUCGCCGCACCAGCUUACAUUUCAGGAGUCCCGACGAACUCAGUUUAGAUAAAGCGUCAUAUGUUUAGCCGUUAGUCCUGCUAAGUGUUAGAUAGUUAAUUUAACUCGCCUGGUUUUUCCUGGAGGAGGAAAAUCAAUUUAUUACGGGUCACUGCAUGCGAGGGCGGAUUAUUUAUGUAAGUGCUACGAAUUCGGUUUUUGCUUUUUAUGUAUUUGCAUAAGUCCAAGCCAUAUAGUUACCCUUACACAUAUAUAUCGCACAUCGUACCACAUACCAAUGUAUAUUUAUACGAGGAGAGAGGGGAGAGUAGCCUUCUAAGGAUAUGAACAAUGAAAUAUUAAUUAUAAGUGGAUUAAACUUGUGCUGCGCCAUUACUACAUACUUCCAUAAUUAAAGUAAAAGAUGACACUUAAGAUAUCGUAAAAUGGAAUCAACAAAAUAACGACUGGCUCUGUGAGCUUUUUGGAUAUUCUUUUUGUAGGAAUAAUUUUACAUUUAGGGAUAAAAACAGUGAAAAUGUCUUUUACUAGAUUUAAGUCCUGCCCGUGCUGCAUUGUUCGCGAGAAAUGAAUUUAUAUUGCAAGGAAUCGCUAGGAAAAAUGGUUACUCUACUAAUACUGAAACUGAAAAGUGACUGUUAUUUUUGCAGUUAUUGUUAAAUCGUAAGCUCCAUGUGUAAAACUACUAUUGUACUGUUGUAAAUAUGAAUAGGCGUAUUUUUGUUAU
Molecule: messenger RNA, 3357 nt
Organism: Hermetia illucens (black soldier fly)
Lineage: Eukaryota; Metazoa; Arthropoda; Insecta; Diptera; Stratiomyidae
Gene: Dh31-R
Product: calcitonin gene-related peptide type 1 receptor
Exons: 14
Coding region: 932-2191 (419 amino acids)
Biological process (GO): cell surface receptor signaling pathway; adenylate cyclase-modulating G protein-coupled receptor signaling pathway
Cellular component (GO): plasma membrane
Molecular function (GO): calcitonin receptor activity
Source: RefSeq, a predicted model, not a curated record